Molecule: messenger RNA, 1444 nt
Organism: Populus trichocarpa (black cottonwood)
Lineage: Eukaryota; Viridiplantae; Streptophyta; Magnoliopsida; Malpighiales; Salicaceae
Product: epimerase family protein SDR39U1 homolog, chloroplastic
Exons: 13
Coding region: 217-1254 (345 amino acids)
Source: RefSeq, a predicted model, not a curated record
GCAAAGGAUGCCCAAACAGUAACGGGUGAUGGAUAUGACGUGAUACUUGCUGUGGCUCCAAAUGAAACACGAGGAUAAAUGAACUGACAAUGCUUUAGUUUUGUUCAUUCAUGGACCAAAACCCAUCAUUGUAGCAGCAGACACAGAGACAGCAAAGUGUUUGCCUUUUGUAGUGAAAAUGGAGUCGGUGUCAAAUAGAGUAACUACUACUUUAACAUGGAGCAACUCUAUCUCUACUUCUUCACUCCAAAUUCCUCAAGUCUUUUCAGUGUAUGCUAUCUUUUGUUGCAGAUUCGUUGUACUAAGAGAUUGAGGGUGUGCUGUGCCUCUGACCAAACCCAGAAGAUGACUGUAUCAGUAACUGGAGCUACUGGAUUUAUUGGUAAAAGAUUGGUGCAAAGACUGCACGCAGAUAAACAUUCUGUUCGUGUAUUGACGCGUUCAAGAUCGAAAGCUCAGUUAAUAUUUCCGGUCAAGGAAUUUCCUGGGAUUCUGAUUGCGGAGGAGCGAGAUUGGAAAGACUGCAUUCAAGGUUCAAAUGCUGUUGUAAAUUUGGCUGGACUGCCCAUUAGUACAAGAUGGUCACCUGAGGUCAAGAAAGAGAUCAAGCAAAGCAGGAUCAAAGUGACCUCAAAGGUUGUAGAUUUAAUAAAUGGUUCACCAGAAGGAGUUCGGCCUGCUGUCCUGGUUAGCGCAACUGCUGUUGGUUACUAUGGCAGCAGUGAAACACAAGUUUUUGACGAGCGCAGUCCAUCGGGAAAUGACUACUUGGCUGAGGUAUGUAGAGAAUGGGAAGCAACAGCCCUCAAAGUAAACAAAGAUGUAAGAUUAGCUCUUAUCCGCAUUGGUGUUGUCCUUGGCAAAGAUGGUGGUGCUUUAGCUAAAAUGAUCCCUCUCUUCAUGCUGUUUGCCGGUGGACCUAUGGGCUCUGGACAGCAAUGGUUUUCCUGGAUUCACUUGGAUGAUAUUGUGAACCUAAUUUACGAAGCUUUAACAAAUCCAUCUUAUAAAGGAGUCAUUAAUGGAACUGCUCCAAAUCCUGUUCGAUUGGCUGAGAUGUGUGAACAAUUGGGAAAUGUUAUGGGCCGGCCGUCGUGGCUUCCUGUACCUGACUUUGCCCUCAAAGCAGUCCUUGGAGAAGGUGCUUCAGUGGUGCUGGAUGGUCAAAGGGUGCUUCCUACUAGAGCCAAGGAGUUAGGUUUCCAGUUUAAAUAUCCCCAAGUGAAAGAUGCUCUUAAAACCAUUCUUUCAUGAGAGCGAGACAACUCAUUUGUGGCUUUAUUUGAUGCGAGGAUCUAGCUUCUACCAACAUUAGAGGCACGUACUUGGGACUUGAGAUCUAAGAGUUUCGAUGAAUGAUGUUAUUUGCGAUGAAAACAUGGCGUUUUGCUCCUUUGGAAAGCAUUUUUUUUUCUAAUAAUAAUACGUUAAAUCAUUCUUGGCA